AUAUGUAUUGUCCUUCUUCAUCAAGUUCUAACUAUCAGUCUUUCCCCAAGUCAGACUGCUGCCUAGUACUACCUGUCAAAUAUCUUUCGAACAAGUUAAAUAGAUGAGUAAAAAUUUACCCAGAAUUCUUAGAAGAACAGUCGUGAAACCUGAACUACAUCAUCGACUGAGUGAGCC
This is a messenger RNA of Amoebophrya sp. A25, 177 nucleotides long. NCBI's taxonomy places the organism in Eukaryota, Dinophyceae, Syndiniales, Amoebophryaceae. The record is from the annotation of a GenBank genome assembly.